Molecule: messenger RNA, 1964 nt
Organism: Hordeum vulgare subsp. vulgare (domesticated barley)
Lineage: Eukaryota; Viridiplantae; Streptophyta; Magnoliopsida; Poales; Poaceae
Product: protein S-acyltransferase 11
Exons: 5
Coding region: 186-1244 (352 amino acids)
Molecular function (GO): palmitoyltransferase activity
Source: RefSeq, a predicted model, not a curated record
GCUUUCCUCCCACUUUCCUCGAUUCCUUCGUCGCCCACUCGUGGUCUCGUGGUCCAUCCAUCCAUCCGCCGGCGACGGACGGACGGACGGACACGCGCCUCGAUUGCUCCUCUUCCUCGCCCCCUUCCGCCCGCGCAAGCUUCUGACCGCCCCCAGACCCCGCCGCCGGCGGAUCUGCUCCGGCGAUGGGGGAGCAGCAGCAGCAGGAGCCGCUCCUCGAGGUAGAACAAUGUGUCACGUCCAUACCAGAAGAUCAUGAAGCCACUUGCUGGGGCUGCGGUCUUCGGCUUGUAUUUUCAAGUUAUUCACCUGUCUAUAAGUGUGGCUGGUGUGGAGCAGUCACCCAAAGCAACCAAACUUCAAGAAAACCUGACACAGUAUGCUUUUCUCAUUGGAGGCGUUUCCGGGAUGGGUUUUUUGUGACUGUGCUUGUCCUCUUCAUGCUCUUCGUUAUAUGUGGUGGGGUCUGGGCGGUGUAUCCAGUUGUUUUCUCAAUCAGCAUCUUCUGUGGCAUCUUUCACUGCACAGUAGCAGCUCUCUUAUCUAUAUUUACAAUUGCAAGUUAUUGUUUGGCCUCUUUCAGGUCUGCUGGCACACCGGCAGGCAUACGAUGGGGAAGCUAUCCCAUGGUUGGAAAAAAUUAUCUUGAGAACUAUACAUUCUGUACAUAUUGUAGUAAACCUAAGCCCCCAAGAGCACAUCACUGCCGAUCUUGUAAAACAUGUGUGGUGGACAUGGAUCAUCAUUGCCCAUUUAUUGGGAACUGUGUGGGAGCUUCAAAUCACCGAGCUUUUGUCAUUUUUCUCAUCUCUGUGGUCACGAGUUGCAGUUAUGCUGCUAUUAUGACCAUUUAUGCAAGUUAUCAUAUAUGGCCCCCUCUAGUGUUUCCAAAUGUAUCAUCAUAUGGUCAAAUGGGUUCUAAGAAAGUACUGAUGGAGAUCAUUACUAGCGUGGCCAGUUCUGCAUUCUUCUUAUCAGCAAGGGGUAUAAUUCUGGUAUAUCUUGCAUUUGCCAGUCUAUCAGUUAAUGCGGGUAUAGCUGUGUUGCUGUGCCAGCAACUUAGCUUAAUAUAUGAAGGAAAUACAUAUCUUAGCCAUAUAAGCUCACCAACUGAUAUUCAUGGAGAGAGAGGAUCGCGAAAUCUUGUUCGAUUUUUUGGGUGCCCCUACCCUCUUUCUAGACUAUUGUUGGGCUACACCAACACUGGCAAGUUGCAGGACAAUUCAGGCUCAAAACUUCUUUAGAGGUUCCAGUGCUAGUAUCUGCACUUCGCUAGUCGAGUAAUGAUGCUUGGUUCUGGAUUUCUGCUGGCCAACAGCCUCUGUCCAACUGAAGCCAGUGAUGUAAAAUAGCAGUGAUGUACAAUACAUGAUAAUUCCUAUAAUCUAGAAGGGGGCUUUGUUACAAAGAUUUUGUUUUGGAUUCAGUAGUAGUGAAAUGGCUGUCUUCAGGUGGAUGUUUCACUGGCAUUGGUUUAUUUGAACAGUUUCAGCUGAUGGUGGAAUACAGUUUGGUCCUAUGUGCUCAUUUCCUACACACAAUCUUGCCCCUCUGAUGGUCAGGCAAUGAGUUGCAGUAUCCGGAUUCUGGAAUUCUGAUAGUGAUGCAGUUUUUGUUCCUUAAGACAGAUGGACAUCUUUUAUGCUUGGGUGGCGCUCCAGUAGAAAUCAUGGUCAAGAAAUGAAGAUUAAUUACGAUUGCUGUGAAGGCGCAGAAUGCUUGGACCACAUCUCUUGGCUGUCAAAAGAUACUGACAUGUAUAGGAAAAGAAACCACACACCCUUGUUUUUUUUAACCAUUUAUUUACACUGAAGUAGCCUUGGUGACCAUGGUGGUGAACUCCAUACAACAGGAUUACCUGUGUUGUACACAGCGUGGUGAAAGCGGGCUCCCCAUUAGGCGUCAUGUUUGGUUUUUAACAACCCCUGAUAUUAUUUGUAUUGGUGAUAAUGUCGAGUCUUAAA